Molecule: messenger RNA, 3485 nt
Organism: Plasmodium vivax (malaria parasite P. vivax)
Lineage: Eukaryota; Apicomplexa; Aconoidasida; Haemosporida; Plasmodiidae
Product: DNA binding protein Myb2, putative
Exons: 1
Coding region: 732-3485 (917 amino acids)
Biological process (GO): mRNA splicing, via spliceosome
Cellular component (GO): spliceosomal complex; Prp19 complex
Source: RefSeq, a predicted model, not a curated record
AAUCGCCCCAGGAGGAAGCCUUCCCCUCCCCGCGUUAAUCCCGCCGCGCUGCCUCCACUUGUGACGAAACGUUUUUCUUCAAAUUUAAGCAGAGGCAGGCACGCGAACGUACGUACGUGAGUAGGCACAUAACAUUUGUGCGCCACGUGUAUAUAAUAUCCCCGCUGGAACUUCGGCCCUCCGCCAUUUCACUUUCCCAGAGAGGGGGUAUACAUUUCUCUCGCCUGUAUGAAGAACCCUCCAGGCGUAACAAACCCGCGCUCCCACUUUUGACGAAUUUUCCACCAGGACCAGUGAAACGAUAUGAAGCUGGCCAUAUGUUCGUAGCGCAAAUCGCUGUGAGGAAGUGCUCCCCCAGGAGAGAAGCACUUGGCAGCAGAGCGAAGGAACCCUUCAACCCAAUAUUUGAGCCCCCCCGAUUGGAACGAAAGGCCAUUUGCACGGAUCACUCUGGAUGGGGCUACUAAAUGGGGGGAGAAGCAUCACAGUAGAAAGUGCGUUCAUGUGAGGGAUUCUCUCCUUUUUUUUUUCGUUCCUUUUCCGCCCUCACAGCAUUGCAUAGGGUGCAUAUCGAUGCGUAUGGAAGCAUAUGCCUAUGGACGACAUGCCUAUCGAUGCACAUGCCUGGGCACCCGCGCACCACCUUUUUUUUUGGGCCCAACGCGGAGGUAUAGCCCCGGGAUAUAUCUCCUCCGAGGAGCCCCUUCCGUCGAGUCCCCUUCAAAUACACCAUGAGGAUCCAAAUCAAGGGAGGCAUAUGGAAGAACUGCGAAGAUGAGGUGCUGAAGGCGGCCGUGAUGAAAUACGGCCUGAACAACUGGUCGAGAGUUGCGUCCCUUCUGGUGAGGAAGUCAGCCAAGCAGUGCAAAGCCAGGUGGUAUGAGUGGCUAGACCCAUCAGUGAAAAAAACGGAGUGGAGCAAAGAGGAGGAGGAGAAGCUUCUACACCUGGCCAAGCUAUUCCCAACACAAUGGAGAACAAUUGCCCCCAUAGUUGGGAGGACAGCCAAGCAAUGCUUAGACCAUUAUGAGUACCUCCUAGAUGAAGCAGAAGGGAAGGUGUAUGACAAGAACAAAAAUCCGAGACAGCUACGACCAGGAGAAAUAGAUCCUGCACCGGAGACCAAACCUGCAAAGGCGGACCCCGUAGAUAUGGAUGAAGACGAAAAAGAAAUGUUAGCAGAAGCAAAAGCGAGGCUUGCAAAUACCAAGGGGAAGAAGGCGAAGAGGAAGGCGAGAGAAAAACAGUUAGAACAAGCUAGACGGUUGGCUCUGUUGCAAAAAAAAAGGGAGUUAAAAGCCGCAGGAAUAGUUUCCACCACCUCGGGUUACAAAAAAAAUGAUAAACACAGAAUAGACCAUGUGAAGGAGAUCCUAUUUGAAAGGAAACCGGCCAAGGGAUUCUUCGAUGUGAGUGAGGAACAGGCGCUAACCCACUUUGAUGAAAAAAAAGAGAGCAAAUAUAAAAGCGUGAAAUCGAUGGACGUGGACAAUAUAAACGAGGUAGCAGCGAGUCCGUAUGAUCACCACGAUGAGGCAAACGCUUCAAAAAAGAAAACGCCUUCCAAGGGGAAAAGAAACAACGAAGAGAAGGACCUCCUUCUGGCCAUCGAAAAUUACGAUAAGCAGUACAACGAGUUGAGUCACCUAAGAAAAAGGGUCCGGCUGAAUCUACCAGAACCCAUUUUAAACGAAAACGAAUUGGAAGAAAUAAUUCAAAUUAACAAAGAAGCUAGCUCGUUCAAUCAAAUUAUAAAAGAACAGAAUGAGAAGAACAUCCAUAACGGAAUAACCAUCAGCAACAUUCUGCCGAGUGUCACGAGCUCCCCUUUUGUGUUAAACGAGAGGGAUAGAUUCUCAUCCGUAGGAACCAACUUUUACAGCAAGUCGAUUGCCUUCUCGAGCAAACUGGAUUUCGGCAUACAGCAGGCAGCCCAGAGUCUCAUAUCAAGAAAUAUGAACGAGCCGAUCAUUGGGGCGGGGGGGUCCCUCCACACGAAGCGGCAGGUUAAGCGGCAUAUUAAUGGGCAGACGAAUCUUCCCCCUCGGGGGGAGGAUGCAGAGGAAGGGCCAGACGAAGGCCCCGACGACAGCGGGGAGGACGAAGAGGACCUCUCCCCGAUGCUGCACGAUGAACCGAAAAACAUUGCCCAAAAUGUUCAGGCGGUGAAAGAAGAAAUAGAAAGCCAGAAAAUUUUGAACCAAAGUGAGACCCCCACCAAAGGGAGAAACCACUUGAAGGACAAAAUCAUAAACGACAUCAGGAGCAACCAGAAGAAUGCCAGUCUGUAUGCCCACUCGAUCAUAUCUUAUAAGAUGGGAAGAAAUGAAAACUCCGUUUUGGAUAAGAACACUCUGCUGAGCGAGUUGUACGAUGAGGAUUACGAAGAAAAAAUCGACCGAGCUAAACUGCUCAUCAAAUCUUCCCUGGCACAUUUGCCCAAAGAGUCCAACGUGAUCGAGCUGCAAAUUCCGGAGGACUUAAACGAACAGGAGUCACAAAUAAAUUAUGAACACGUUCAGGUAGAAAAAGACAUGCAAGAUAUCGAAAAGGAAAAAAAAUUGGAGCAACUUAAAAGAGAACAGGAAAGGUUUAAUAGCCAAAAUAAAGUUAUUAGGUGGAAUUUGCCAAGGCCUUAUUUCCUUCCCAAAAUGAAUUUAACCCCGUCGGUACCAUCCCCCCCUUUGCCCAGCACUGCUGAGGAUGCCACAUCCAAAGAGGUGGAAAGUGCCGUGCUUAACGAAAUGCUCCUUUUGAUCAAAAACGAUAUGUUUAAUUACCCGAUGAAAAAUGGCACGCCCAUUCAGAAAAGGGUCCCCCUCGAUGGUGUGGAAGAAACCUACAUGCGGAUGGCCCUCCAGUCUGUGCAGGCCGAGUUGCACAAGAUGACACCCCAGGAGGGGGAAGCGGUUAACCCAGACGGGGAGCAGGCGGAUGAGAUGAAACCCACGGAGGAAGUUCACCUCUCUGAGGAAGUGCACCCCUUUGAGGAAGCCCCCCCGUCGCGCACCCGCCAACCACACAACUUCGAAACGUGGAGCGAACUAAACGAGCAAGUCCUCUUCUGCCCCGCCCAAAACGCAUACACGUUCAUCGAGCGCAUGAGCGAGCGAGACAUCAAAGAGAGUUACAAACACACAUGUGAAAAGCUAAACAAGUUCAUUCACAAAAAUAUGGAGCUCUAUAAAAAAACAGAAAACAAAUACGACGUGUACACAAAGGGCUAUGAGCGAAAAAUUAAAGGUUAUAAAAAAUCCUUUGACUCUCAAUUCAGUUUGUAUGUAAAUUAUUCGAAUGAGAAGGACGCGCUCAGCACUCUGCAUGAGCGGGAGAAGGCCUAUGCCCGUGAGCGCAUUCGGGAGGAACGAGAGGAAAACCAAAAGGAAAUUGAGUACCACAAGUCGCUCCAGCGGCUGUACGUUGAGCUGCUUGAGGAUAACAAGCGCUUGCGGGAGGGAGACUCCAAACCGGUCUCCGUAUCGUAG